AUGGCUAAAGACAACGAGGCCGUCUCUGCUCCAGGUGUAGAAGAUAUUGUCGACUGGGAUGGCCCUGAAGAUGCGCAGAAUCCUCACAACUGGCCUGCUGGCAAGCGAUGGGCCCAUGUGAUAAUGGUGGCCCUGAUCUCUCUUGUGAUGAACAUGGCCCCAACCAUGUGCGCCCCCGGCAUCAACCAAGUGCUCAGUACUUUCCAUUGUUCCUCCUCCACCGUGGCCACCCUGGCUGUCACCCUCUACGUCCUGGGCCUGGCCAUGGGCCCCAUGUUGGUCUCCUCCCUCAGUGAGGUCUUUGGCCGGGUCCCCAUCUACCACCUCGCCAAUCUCUUCUUCGUGGCGUUUGUGGUCGGCAAUGCCCUCAGUCGCAACCUGGUCACCUUUAUGAUCUGUCGCUUCCUCUCCGGCUGUGCUGGAGGCACCCCAAUGGCUCUCGGCGGGGGGACUAUCGCCGACGUCACUGGCAUCCAGCAACGCGCCCUGGCCAUGUCGCUGUACAGCUUGGGUCCCAUGGCUGGGCCGGUCCUGGGUCCGGUUAUUGGUGGCUUCGUCGCCGCAGGCCUUGGCUGGCGAUGGACCUUCUGGCUUCUCGCCAUCCUCGGCGGCGCAGUGGGCAUUGCAGCUCUGGUGGUGAUGCGAGAAACCCAUCCCAAGGUCUUGCUGGAGAGGAAGGCAGCCCGUCUUCGGGUAGAGACCGGUAAAUCUACCCUGCAGUCCAAGAUGGCCGAUCACCGCCCCCUACAGCAAGCGCUGCUGCUGGCUCUGGUGCGUCCUACAACACUGCUGUUCCGCUCUCCCAUCCUAUUGAUCAUCUCCAUCUACAUGGCCCUGAUCUUUGGUCUGAUGUACCUCCUCUUCACCACCUUUACCGAUGUCUUUGAAACGCAGUACGGCUUCUCCACCGCGACAUCGGGACUGGUCUACUUGGGGCUGGGAGUGUCGCUGGUCAGCUGCAUGUUUAUUGCUAAACCUCUGGGCGAUAGGAUGACAGCUGCCCGCAAGAAAGCCGCCGGUAGCGAUCAACAUCGCCCGGAGUACCGGUUGCUGCCGAUGAUCUAUUUCUGCCCCUGUGUGGCGGCUGGCCUGUUGAUCUAUGGCUGGACCACCUACUACAAGGUGCACUGGAUCGUGCCGAUUAUCGGCACCACAGUCAUCGGCUUUGGAUCUUUCUUCGUCAUGAUGCCGGCGCAACUCUAUCUGAUCGACCUGUUCGGGUCUGGGGCAUCUGCCUCGGCGCUGGCGGCCAACAACGUCUUGCGGUUCAUCUGCAGCACCUUUUUGCCGUUGGCCGGGCCUGCCAUGUAUCAGACACUAGGAUAUGGAUGGGGAAACACCUUGCUGGCUUUCCUCGCCCUGGCCUUUCUUCCUGCCCCAGUCUUGUUCUACAGAUAUGGGGCGUGGCUUCAUGCCAAGACGGCAGGUCACAUUUGA
This is a messenger RNA of Penicilliopsis zonata CBS 506.65, 1437 nucleotides long. RefSeq lists its product as hypothetical. The record is from RefSeq and is a predicted model, not a curated record. The transcript is spliced from 4 exons. Gene Ontology annotation, biological process: transmembrane transport. Bases 1 to 1437 code for a protein of 478 amino acids. Lineage: Eukaryota; Fungi; Ascomycota; Eurotiomycetes; Eurotiales; Aspergillaceae. Gene Ontology annotation, molecular function: transmembrane transporter activity.